GUCGAUUUGACGUUGUCAGUCCGAUCCUGCCAUGCCGCGUGUGGACACGCGAUGUGCUCCACAAAGUCUGUCUAUUAAAUCGAGUAAAAAAGACGGACACUUUUGGCGAUUUCUCUCAGUCAUUUUUAUAGCUGCUUUUCUCGUGGCUUCAUAUUUUGUUUUGAAAAAACCCGACUCAUUAGGCGAUCCGUCGGAUCAGUUCGUCGUUAAAAAAAUCCCAAAAAUCUACACGAGGUUGGAAGGCGUCGAUCCAGAAGAACGUGAUGUAUUUCAAGGAUUCCGUACAUCGUUCCUACCCCCAGAAGAAAUAAUACUCGCUAAAACCCACUCGAAGGCUAAAAGGGAGAUCUUUGAGGGCAAUGUAACUAGUGAUAUUUUUAUUUGGGGUAGUUCAAGUAAAAAGCAUGCUACACCCACAAGAGUCAAACGUAGGAGCCACUUUACUUUUACCUCAGAAGACUAUAACCAAGACAACCCAUCACAUCAUAAACGGAAAGACGAAGGUAGUGAGAAUUAUGACAAUAGCAAUAACAACCAGAGCGAAACAGAAGAAGAAUACAAUUCUUCUGAUACAAGUGAUCAGUAUGACGAUGAUGAAAAUAUGGAAAGCAUAGUACCACCCGAAACACAUGUGGACCGUGGACCUUUAGAUGAUGUGGUAGAACAAGUGCGUGGUCAACCAGAAUUAGAAGAGGAGGAGAUGGUUUCUUCAGCACAUAUUUAUAAACCUUCAAGAUCGUACACAGGUAUACAUGCAUUUUGGAAAGGUCAAGGAGACAAAAAUACUAUUAGAAACACCCAAGCAAAUAUCAUGAGACAAUAUAUGGAUGCAGAAGCAGAUCCUUGUCAUGAUUUCUAUCAAUACGCUUGUGGCAACUGGGCAGCACUGAAUCCAAUACCUGCUGACAAGGCUGGUUAUGAUACAUUUGAGAUGUUGAGAGAAAAUUUAGAUACAGUUCUAAAGGAAUUGUUAGAAUUUAAACCUAGUGAACAUGUUAGUAGUAAAUAUCCAGGAGCUAAUUUAGAUCUCGAAGAUAAUUUUAUAACUAAAAUAUUACCCUCCGAUAAAACGAAUCCUACAGAACUAGACAAUUUAUUAGAAGAGUUAGAUGAAUCCGUCUCUGAACAAAAAUUAAACAAAACUAUAAUAGAAGAUCAUCACUAUGAUGUAAAAGAUAAAUCGGAAAUAGUGAAUCGCAUUCGUAGAUAUUUGGACAAAAAAUCGAAAGAAAUUAUAAAACCAAUGUCUAGUAUGAAAAAUAAAUUUCAUCACUAUCUCUUAAAAAAUAAAAAUCAACAUACCAACAGAUUAAAAAAAUAUUUUCAAAGUAAACUCCGUAAAAGGCGAGAAUUUUUAAAACAGCAAGUAACUAUUAAGAAAAAAUCUCGAUAUGGAAGAAAAUUAUUAAUGCAUAAUAAAUUUGUAAAACGACAUACAAAACAUGAAGCUGCCAUUAUUAAUGACAAUUUCAAUACCCAUACUGAUCCAGCUAACGGAGACGCUGCAUUGAAAGCUAGAUUCUUAUUUAAAUCUUGUAUGAAUUAUGAAAUUUUACAGAAACGCGGCCAUAAACCGCUUUUAGAUUUAUUAGAGCUUUUGGGUGGUUGGCCUAUAUUAAAUCGACAAUGGAAUGCCGAGAAUUUUGACUGGCUGGAACUAAUGGCAAAAUUGCGUUUGUAUAAUAAUGAUAUUUUAAUAUCAGAAUGGGUUGGACCGGACAUUAAAAAUUCAGAUGAAUUUGUAAUUCAAUUUGAUCAAACCAGUUUAGGGUUACCAACAAGAGAUUAUUUUCUUCAGGAUGCGAACAAAGUAUAUUUAGAGGCCUACCAAACUUAUCUCACUAAGAUUGCACUUCUACUUGGCGGAGAUCCUGUACAUGUAAAAUUAAACGUUGAUCAACUGAUACAAUUUGAAAUAAAGUUAGCUAAAAUAACCUCAGCACCAGAAGACAGGCGUAACGUUUCCGAAUUAUAUAAACGAAUGCCGCUUCACAAAUUGGAAGAACUUGUCCCAGAGAUUAAAUGGAGAAGAUACUUAUGUAUUGUAAUGAACCGAACCGUGCAACUUGAUGAAACUGUUGUAUUGUUUGCACUUAAUUAUGUCAGGCAUUUAGUUCAGUUAAUAAAGGAGACCGAGUCAAGUACUUUAUCAAAUUACCUGCUGUGGCGAUUUGUGAGACACAGAGUCAAUAACCUGGACGACCGCUUUCAGUCCGCUAAACAACACUUUUAUUUCAUACUAUUUGGUCGAGAACAAGCUCCGCCAAGAUGGAAGAAUUGUAUAUCCCAAGUGAACUCCAAUAUGGGUAUGGCAUUGGGAUCUAUGUUUGUACGGAAGUACUUUGACGAGAUGAGCAAAAAUGAUACAUUAACAAUGACCAGAGAAAUACAACAAUCGUUUAGAGAGCUCCUUCAUUUGACUGAUUGGAUAGACGAUAAGACAAAAACAUUAGCCGCUCACAAAGUAGAUGCCAUGAUGCUUAGAAUAGGUUAUCCUGAUUUUAUUUUAAAUAAAAAAGAACUGGAUGAUCGAUAUAAAGAAGUGAAAAUACAUCCAGAUAAGUAUUUUGAAAACAUUUUAAAUAUUCUACAACACUUAACAAAAAUGGAACAGUCACGCAUCGGACAACCAGUAAACAAAACCUUAUGGAAUACAGCACCAGCUGUCGUGAAUGCUUACUAUAGCCGUAACAAAAAUCAGAUUAUGUUCCCGGCUGGCAUUCUGCAGCCUCCUUUUUAUCACAGGCAUUUUCCUCGAUCUCUAAACUACGGUGGAAUUGGAGUUGUCAUUGUAAUUUCAGGACAUGAAAUAACCCAUGGUUUCGACGACAAAGGUCGUUUAUUUGACUGUGACGGCAAUCUCCACCGAUGGUGGUCAGAUUCAGCUAUUGAAUCAUUCCACCGUCGAGCUCAAUGCCUUAUAGACCAGUAUGGACAGUAUGUAGUCCCUGAAGUUAAUAUGAGGCUUGAUGGAGUGAAUACACAGGGUGAAAACAUAGCAGAUAACGGAGGAGUGAAACAAGCAUUUCGAGCUUAUUUACAUUGGCUGCAGAAAAAUGGUGCAGAUGAUGAAACCUUGCCAGGGCUCAACCAUACACACACUCAGCUGUUCUUUCUUAAUUUUGCACAGGUAUGGUGCGGUGCAAUGCGACCAGAAGCGAUGCGGAACAAACUGAAGACAGCAGUGCAUUCGCCAGGAAGGUUUCGCGUCAUAGGCACCCUCUCGAAUUCGCACGAUUUUGCUAGAGAGUUCCGAUGUCCACCCGGUUCACCUAUGAACCCCACAGAUAAAUGUACUGUAUGGUGAUUGAGAAUUGCUACCACUCAAAUGACGCGACAUAUGUGCUCAAUGUUACCAUCCAUAAGCAAAUUAUACUUUUUAGACAUCUUUGAUCAAAAAAAGUAUAAUAAAACUAAGUACAUUAUGGAACUAGUUUUGUGUAUAAAAAUAACUUCAUAAUAAAAAUCCAGUUUAAGAUAUAGCUAACUACAAAAUAAUAAGUACAAUUGAAAAAAAAAAAAAAAUAUAUAUAUAUAUAUAUAAAACAUUCUUCAACGUCACGAAUAGAAUUAUAAAAGUUUGAGGGUACUUUUCGAAGACAAAAAUUAUACUCUAUUAUCUAAUUUUCAAUCAGAUAGAAAAAUCGUUUUAAUAUACAAAAAAAAAAAAUACUCAUAGAUACCAAAUACCAACUGGUUAAGGAAAAAGUCUGAAGAUCCUCGAUGUCACUUUAUUUGUUAGCUUUGAUCAUAAUUUAAUGGCAGUAAUAUCGUUUUAUUCCAAUAUAUUGAUUAUAACAUACUCGAAACUAUAUUAUAAUAUAUUAUAUGAUCUGAACAAUAAAAAAUUACAAAAUAUAAAGGGAUAGGGGAGUAAGAAAUUAUUAAAACGCUCAAAAUUUACAGAAAUAAAAUAUUUAAUUUUAAGUUUUUCUAUUAAUUUUGUAAAUCGUACCAAAGUUAAUAAGUGUGAUAUUGAAAAAUGUAAACUAUAGCUUUAAUAUUAGUCGUCUCAAUGUGAUUUAUGUUAUUAUAUACAUUUUACCUCAAUUUAUUAUACUUAGGCUUUUCAUUAAAUAAAAUUAUAUUAAAAUAGUUCUUUUUAUUUUACUAGGUAUGAUAAAAUUGUAUAAAAUGAAGGUAACAUACGAAUAUC
Molecule: messenger RNA, 4156 nt
Organism: Galleria mellonella (greater wax moth)
Lineage: Eukaryota; Metazoa; Arthropoda; Insecta; Lepidoptera; Pyralidae
Gene: Nep4
Product: neprilysin-4-like
Exons: 13
Coding region: 32-3307 (1091 amino acids)
Biological process (GO): protein processing
Cellular component (GO): plasma membrane
Molecular function (GO): metalloendopeptidase activity
Source: RefSeq, a predicted model, not a curated record